GCUCUUAAAUUUUUGAUCGACAUUGUGGGGUUCCUCUGAAGUGACUGCACCAUUAUAACCAUGUUUCAACGAUUACUGCAACUGCAUUCAGUCAGGACUGGCGCAAGGUCAUGCUUCUUACCUAUCCGGUCACGCAUUGCUGCGUCGACUGUUUCAAUUCCAUGUCCCUGGAGUAGCCAGCACACACGGGAACACUCGACCGAGUCGACCGACAGUCCUGCCGCUAUCGUGGAUCGGUGGCGGCAAGAGAUGCUUCAGAGAGAAGUGGUGACUCACGAUACAUUGGUAGCCUCGCCUUUCAACUUGCUUGCAAAUACCCUCGAAGAAUCGGCCGUGCCAUUCCAGCAUGAACAGUUUCCACCCAACGGGACCGUAAUUCCGGCAACGUGGCAUCACGUUUACUUUCCACCCAGAAUGCCGAACCGCGAUCUGGCGUGCGACGGCUAUGAGACUGAUUUUUUUCCGCCUUCGCCAUUUGUUCAACGCAUGUGGGGUGGUGCCAAAUAUACGUGGAGUCCCAAUUCGCUACGCGUGGGUCAAAACGUGACCAUGAAAACGACCAUGGAACGCACUGAACACCAACAGGGUCGCCUGGGCGAUUCGUGCUUUGUAUGGCUCAAUAAGGACAUUGAGAACGAAAACGGUUGGUCCAUGCAAGAACAACGAUGCCUUGUCUAUCUAACAAGGCAAGACGACCGGGUGACACCAAGUCGUGCCAUUCCAGCUAAAAAGACGCCCGCCUUUUCCAAAAUCAUUCAUCCUGCUUCCAUCCUACUGUUCAGAUACUCAGCUUUAACCUUUAACGCCCACCUGAUCCAUUACGAUCAUCUUUAUGCAACUGGCAAAGAACAUCAUCCUGCAUGCCUUGUUCACGGGCCAUUAAGCGGUACCAUGAUGAUGGGCUUAUUACGAAACCACUUGGCGGAUCAAGGUUCAUUGGAUGAAGCCCGCUUCCGUUCUUUCCAAUACCGAUGCUUGAUGCCAUUGUAUGUCGGUCAACCUCUCAAGUUGUGUGGCCGUCGUUUGCCAGCCACAACGGCAGGCAUCGAAGAGUAUGAGCUUUGGAUAGCCAAUCACCAAGGGAAUCUCGCCGUCAAAGGCACAGUCGAACUGGCCACGGCAUAAAAGAAAUACCUUGUAAAAAAAAAAAAAAAAAAAAAAA
Molecule: messenger RNA, 1162 nt
Organism: Radiomyces spectabilis
Lineage: Eukaryota; Fungi; Mucoromycota; Mucoromycetes; Mucorales; Radiomycetaceae
Exons: 3
Coding region: 61-1125 (354 amino acids)
Cellular component (GO): mitochondrion
Molecular function (GO): (3R)-hydroxyacyl-[acyl-carrier-protein] dehydratase activity
Source: RefSeq, a predicted model, not a curated record